AUGGCGCAGAGGUACGAUGAGCUGGCUCAUUACGGUGGCGCGAUGGACGGAGUCGGAGUCCCCACCUCCAUGUAUGGAGACCCGCACGCCCCCCGGCCCCUGCCCCAGGUCCACCACCUGAACCACGGGCCGCCCCCGCACCCGGCCCAGCACUACGGAGCCCAUGCACCGCACAACAUCAUGCCCAGUAGCAUGGGCAGCGCCGUCAACGACGCACUGAAGAGAGACAAGGACCAAAUCUACGGACACCCUCUCUUCCCUCUGCUUGCUCUGGUGUUCGAGAAGUGUGAGCUGGCGACCUGCACGCCCAGAGAACCCGGGGUGGCCGGAGGAGACGUCUGCUCCUCCGACUCCUUCAAUGAAGACAUCGCCGUGUUUGCCAAACAGAUCCGUGCAGAGAAACCUUUAUUUUCGUCCAACCCGGAGCUUGAUAACUUGAUGAUUCAAGCGAUUCAAGUCCUUCGUUUUCACCUCCUGGAAUUAGAGAAGGUUCACGAGCUCUGUGAUAACUUCUGCCACCGGUACAUCAGCUGUCUGAAAGGCAAAAUGCCCAUCGACCUGGUCAUAGAAGAUCGAGAUGUGUGCAAGUCGGACUUCGACGAACUCUCAGGAUCCUCUACCAACCUCGCCGAUCAUAAUCCAGCAUCCUGGAGAGACCUGGAUGACGCCCACUCCACGCCCUCCGUGGGCACCCCGGGACCGUCCAGUGGGGGACAUGUUUCCCAGAGUGGAGAUAACACAAGUGAACUCGGAGACGGCCUCGACAACAGCCUGGCAUCCCCAGGCACAGGAGAUGAGGAUGACCAGGACAAGAAGAGGCAGAAGAAACGAGGCAUCUUCCCCAAAGUGGCCACAAAUAUUAUGAGAGCGUGGCUCUUCCAGCACCUUACGCACCCGUACCCCUCAGAGGAACAGAAAAAGCAGCUAGCACAAGACACAGGCCUCACCAUCCUUCAAGUGAACAACUGGUUUAUUAAUGCAAGGAGGAGAAUAGUCCAACCUAUGAUCGACCAGUCCAACAGAGCAGCUUUUCGGGUUUCUCCUCUUUCAGUGAAUCAGGGUACAGCUUACAGUCCAGAUGGCCAGCCAAUGGGAGGCUUUGUUCUUGAUGGGCAGCAACACAUGGGUCUCCGACCUGGAGGUCCCAUGGGUGGCAUGGGUAUGAACAUGGGUAUGGACGGGCAGUGGCACUACAUGUAA
This is a messenger RNA of Pleuronectes platessa (European plaice), 1200 nucleotides long. RefSeq names its product Meis homeobox 2b (gene meis2b). NCBI's taxonomy places the organism in Eukaryota, Metazoa, Chordata, Actinopteri, Pleuronectiformes, Pleuronectidae. The transcript has 13 exons. Gene Ontology annotation, biological process: eye development; embryonic pattern specification; positive regulation of cell population proliferation. The coding region runs from base 1 to 1200 and encodes 399 amino acids. Gene Ontology annotation, molecular function: RNA polymerase II cis-regulatory region sequence-specific DNA binding; DNA-binding transcription activator activity, RNA polymerase II-specific. The record is from RefSeq and is a predicted model, not a curated record.